CAUAACGGCGGGCGGCGCUGCCGGGCGCGGGCGGCCAUGGCGGCGGGGCGGCUGCCGGCGCUGUGGCUGUUCCUCUUGGCCGCUUUGCUGCUGGGGGGUAUGGCGGGACCCGGCGUUUGGGCAGCCCGCAGCCGGGGAGCCGAAAAACAAAACAGUUUCCGCCGAGCUGCCAGCGGCCUCUACCAAGGCGUCAGCGGCCUCUUCGGCGAGGACAACGUGCGGGCCCUGCAGAAGUUUUUCUCAAGGUUGACAGAAAGGUUUGUCAAUGGGGUGGAUAUAUUAAUGGACACAUUCUGGAGAAUAUGGACUGAUUUGUUAGAUGUUCUUGGAAUUGAUGCCUCCAACUUGACUCAUUAUUUCAGCCCAGCAGCAAUUGCCAACAACCCGACCCGUGCUCUUCUGCUGAUUGGUGCCAUUUUACUUGCCUAUUGGUUUUUAUCUCUCUUCCUUGGAUUCUUCUUCUAUCUCCUGCACAUGCUGUUUGGUCGCUUUUUCUGGAUUGCAAGGGUUGCCCUUUUCACUCUCUCGUGCGUGUACAUCCUCCAGAAGUACGAAGGUGACCCAGAGCACGCAGUCCUGCCUCUCUGCUUUGUUGUAGCAGUCUACUUCAUGACGGGGCCAGUUGGAUUUUACUGGAGAAGAAACAGCAACAGCAGCCUGGAGGAGAAGAUGGACCACCUGGAUAGUCAGAUCAGACUUCUGAACAUACGUCUCUCUCGGGUGAUUGAAAACCUGGACAGAGGCGGUGACCAGUGAACCAACCCCUAUAGACCACUGUACACCAGCUCUAGGAAAUUCCUAAGCACUGUCUCAUUCGAAGUUACAAAGCAACAAAACGUCACAUGGUAAAAAGUGGGCAAAGUUAUAACUUUUCAUCAUGUGUAAGACUAAUUUAUCUAGAUUAUACACUCAGCCAUUAUACUUGUAGGAAAAAAAAAACGACAAACAUUUAAAAAUUCAGCUGUAUAUUCAGAGAGUUUUAUCCAGUACUAGAAUUUUCUCAGUAGAGAAACGCUUACUUUUACAAGCAUUUAAAAACAUCUUUUGUAAAGUUUUUAUAAAAGCAAAUUGAGUAGUCUUUCAAAUAUUGAAAUUGAGCUAAACGUAUGCAAAUUUGAGACUUUAAAAGUUAAAAAGAAAAAAAAAAAUAAUCUCAAGCUACCAAACACUUCCAUUGAGAAGUAACUGCUGUGGGUCCACAUUUUUUUUUUUCAAAGUUGCGAAUGUUUUUGUUUUAUUGUUGGCUUAUUUCAUUGCCUUGAAGUUGCCUUUCAUAGAGUAUCAGAUGAGGAAUUUUCUGGUAUCCAGGCCAAAAAAUUUGCACCGUAGCUUUUAAUAGGAGGUGGGGAAUAAGGGAGAAGGAAGAUUUCAUAAAUUUGAAGUCCUUAAAUGCCAGUCCAAUAUGAGGAAUUGAGAAGUGCACGUGUGGCAUUAUUUCAUUGUAUUUCAUCUCGAGAACUUUAGUUUGGUGUCUGAAAGGAAAUCUGUUUUAAUAAAUUAACACAAAAGGAAGAGAUGUAGUGUGGCAAAUUGUAAUUCAUAUUUGAUCUUCACAGUUAAGCAUUUGCCAAGCAUAAGUGCAUAGAAUGAAACAUGUUUUUUAAUCUCAGGACCCAUGUACUUUCUCAAAAGAGGCAGCAGUUAAAACUCUUGCAAAUAUAUUGUUGCUUAGAGCUUUCUCAGGACCAAUAAGCGGCAAUAAAUUAUCUUCAGGAAGAUCUGGAUCUUUUUCUAAAAUUGUAAUAGUUUUAUAGGAGCUUUUUGCUUGAAGUCUGUGUCCUCACUAUACUGGGUUUGGGGGAAAGUGGGUCACCUUAUGAGAAGGGUGUAUUGAACGGCUGUAUUUGAGUCACAGGAGCUUUGAAGCAAUUUUUUUUUGAAGGAUUCUAUGUAUUUGUAACCUUAGAAUUGAUUAGCUUGGUAGACCAUCACUGGCUUUGUAAGGUUUGCUGAAAUGCAUUGAAACAAAGGGAACCUCAGGGAAGAAAGUCGGAUAAGUGGUGCCGCUUGGUAACCUACAGGAUCCGAGGAUAUAAAAAGGGGGAGGGAGGGGAAGCGUCUGAACCAUAGUGAUGAGCACAGUAUCAAACCCACCAGAGGUAAAAUGGACCACAGCUGAUGAACCACCUAUUCCAUAAUGACUAAACAAACAAGUAAAGAAAAAAAAAAAAAAAGUAACAAAAAUUGGUCUGUGAUAGGGACCGGCGAAAAAGGGGAACAAACAGGAGUAGGUGCUGUUGCUUUGCCCGACACUGCUGGCUCCUGGGGGCUGGGGCAGCUGAGCAGAGCCGGGCGCUUGGUCUUGGGCUUCUUAUUUCAUUGGGUAGAGCGUUUGUUGGGUGUGACGCCUAACUGAAUGUAACUGGGGGGUGAAUUUAUUUUUCUCUUGACGCUGAAGCUUGAUGCUCUCCUUAAAAUGCAUGUUACCUGCCAAACCUCUUUUGGUCCGUAUGUGACAUUGACAUGAGGGAUUAUUUUAAACUCCAUGUUAAUGGCCUUUACUCCAGACUGUGAUCACUUAAGUUCAACGUGGUUGAAGUUCAUAUGCAGCUGGCACUGUUGUAAUCCAUUUAAAUUUUUUAUGUCACCUGUAAAUCCCUUCACGCCCCAUUUUUCAAGAAAUGCAUAUUUGGAGUUGCAAAGUAACUGCUUUUCAUAACUUAAAAUCCUUCCCGUGAACAGAUAAGUGCUAUGGCAACAAACAGUCCGCUUUGCAAAGCUGAAAAUGUAAAUUGCUGUAUAUUCCUUUUUACAGCUCUUUUUCCAUAGUAUUACAGUCUUCCCUGUAAACUCAGUUUUCCAUACUGUUGUGCACAGAGGACUGGGCUAAAACACCCACCUGGAAAUUAGGAAUUGGUUAGCAAAGCUUGUCAGGUCUUUACGCGUUUUGCUAAAUUUGAGGCCUGAGGACCAAAGCCUGCAAACCUUGCUCGUGUAAGCGGCUCUGUCGACUUCCGUAGGACUGUGUGCAUGAGUCAGUUUUGCAAAGAUUGUAUUUUAUGUAAUCCGUAUUUAAUGUUAAAGGUAAAGAUACCGAAUGGUUUAUAUAUCUAGAGUUGUCUAUGAUAAAGAUUUCUUUUAAAAUACUAUAUAAAAGCUAAUUUGGAUUGUAGUUUCUCCCUGUCUCGCUCUAAUCGUUCAUCUUAGUUUUGUAAAAUCAGCCCUCCUAUAUUAAUACUCUUAAUUUUGAUCAUCCUGCUGCUUGGAAAAAAAGUAUUUUUAUAUUUACUUGCAUCCCAUGUAUAGCAAAAUGUUACGUGAAAAGCGGUAUAUAUAAAAUUGGAUAUUUUUAAUCAGUAUUUUUCCCGGCACUCAGUUUUCACGGUAGUUAAAUUCAAAAGUAAUGUUUGGGUUUUUUUAAAGCACAAUCUAAUCUUCAAUAUAUAUAUAUACACUUUAAAAAUGCUCUGUAUUUUUAAUCAUGCACUGUAGUGAAAGCGCUUUUGGGACAUGAAUGUGGUAUUGUAUUUAAUCUCUUUCAACUUUUGUAAAUACCUUUUACAAAUAUUUUCCAUACCGAGUCAUCUAGUUUGCCAUGGAGGUUUUUGCUGUUUUGUAGAACUGGUUCCAGUGACAGUGGCUGCACUGCUUUUCUAUUGCCAUUGCUAGGAGCAGCUCAUACGAGUUCGCAGGGACGUGCAGGUGUCGCCUUGUCCCCUGCGGAUAAACCCGGACACGGGAUGGGACACACUUGCUCCAGUCGGUGGCAGAAAUGGGGCUAAACCCCAAAUCUGGCUGCUGCCGGCCCUUUGCUCCGAGGGCUUCGGCUCCCUCGGGGGCAGGCGGCAGCGUCUCUGCGCUCCUCUACAUCUGCUGCCCUCCGCGUCGGAGCAACACGGCACAGGUGACAUGGGGUGACGCUCCCCGCCUGUGCCCCCCUCCCACGGGCCGAGCCACCGACCUUCUGUCUGCGGCGGCUGCUGCGUCACCGGCUGACGUAACCCUGUAAGACGGGCUUCAGCCUGUCCUCUAUCAGAAAUCCUGGUAGGAUCGUAAGUGUUUUUAAACUUCAUACUUUAAGACAUAAUAUUUGAAACUACUGUAGUAUUUUCAAUACAUUCACGUUUUUGCAAAACUAACAUGGGUAGCAAUUUCGUUGGAAGUACACUCCUCGCCUAUAGAUAACCGACCUGUUGUGUUCGGGGUGUUAACGCUUUUAAAAGUGGUAUUGGGUGUCAGAGUGCCGUGUAUAAACUCCGGUGUAAUUCAGUGCUGUACUUAGUAGUGCGUCCUUCCAGCUGUGAUUCGCUUCUCAAGACUCAUUGCAUCGUUCGUGUGGAAAAUAGACCAGUGUCAAUCUUCGCUCUUCGAUGGUGUAGAAGUUUUUUUCAGUGUGAUUUGCCUCACGUACUGAUCCGCAUUUGGCAGCUAAUGACGUAAAUGACCAAUAAGUUCUCUUUGUCUGGGUUGGAAAAAUAAAAGGUUUUAUUGUAUCCGCAUGUAUUUUAAACUUUCUGGGUAAUUCCGUCGAACUGUGAUGACAGUACAUGUCGAGGUUGAUCUUCUCCUGUUACUCGGAAGCGGUAUUCGCUGCGCUAGCGCUGGCAGUGGUGGUUCCACAUCCCGUUUUGUACGUCAGACUUGAGAUGAUGGUGUUUGCACAACGGUGUUCAUGUAAAAAAUACUUCGGUCCGAAGAGAUGAUGUGUGUGUAUGCUUUUGACGUGUGUGAUCCGUAGGGAAAUACUAGAUUCUGCUGAUAAUAUCGUUAAAAGUAGUUACAAAUAUAUCAGAGUUAUUUUUUACACCUGCCUUUAUUUAUGACUUCCCUGACCGCCCGAUCGAUGUGCGACGUCGCGGAGUGUUUGUAGGCGGGUUUCACACCUCAGCUGUGCCAUUGUGACAAAGCUUCAAAUAAACGUUUACUGAAACUUUC
Molecule: messenger RNA, 4875 nt
Organism: Chroicocephalus ridibundus (black-headed gull)
Lineage: Eukaryota; Metazoa; Chordata; Aves; Charadriiformes; Laridae
Gene: BRI3BP
Product: BRI3 binding protein
Exons: 3
Coding region: 37-756 (239 amino acids)
Cellular component (GO): mitochondrion
Source: RefSeq, a predicted model, not a curated record